AUGGUUCCUAGUGUAAGCCAACUUGACGAGGCCAAACGUCAGAGAGCCAAUGUCAAACGAAACAUUUCGCGAAUUAAAUCAGUGGUUGACGAACAUGUUGAAGAGGAGUCUUUCAACCGCUCUGCCGCUGAACUCCAAUGCCGUCUGGGAAUUUUGGAAUCCUACUUUAAACAGGCGCUAGUGAGGCAAACUAAAAUUGAAACUCUGGAUUCAGCGGACAACGGGCGUGUUGACAUUGAGGAAUCAUACAUAGCGACCAAAUUGGCUAUCAAACAACUACUCGGUGAAAAUCUAAGCAGCACAAUGCUCGAAUCCAAUCCACCGGCACUGCCGCAGUCAAAGCUCCCAAGGCUGCCGCUGCCAACUUUUGAUUGUACUCACACGGAGUAUAACAACUUCAUGACUUCGUUUAUGCAGCUUACUGGACGUGAGAAUUGGUCAUCAAUUGAGAAAUUCAACCAUCUUCUCAACUGUUUGAAAGGCCCAGCACUGGAAGCAGUAAAGGCGUUUCCAGUGACCAGCGAAAACUUUCCCAAGGCUUUGGAUAAGUUGAAGGCUCGAUACGACAAGCCAGCGCUAAUAUUUAUGGAAACAAUAACCACAAUCUUUAAAUUGCAGCCUGUUAACUCUUCGAAUGCACAACAAUUGAGAAGCUUGAUCGAUAAUUCAUCCGCCCUAUUCAGCUCUCUGUCGUCGCUGGGCUCAGAUGCACAAAUUUCUGAGGCAAUGCUGAUCUACCUGGUCAUGGACAAGUGCGAUCAACAAACUCGGAAUAAAUGGAAUGAAUCCCUGGACUACUCUUCGUUGCCAUCCUGGACCCAGUGCGCUAGUGUGCUCGAACGCCACUGCCAAUUUCUAGUAUCCAGUGGAUCUUCCUCAACUCAACUUCGAAGGCCUGUCCAGGCUAAACCAAUAUCGGGUGCAAUCAACAACGCUCACAACGUAUCAUUUGCACUCACCAAGACCACAUGCGUCUUUUGCUCCAGCGCUGGACACAGACUCAUGGGAUGCGACCAGUUUCGGAAUUUGGAUUCACUGCAACGCCUAGAAGUGGUGAAACAACAUGCCCUUUGCGUCAAUUGUCUGGGCAAGGGACAUAAGGUGUCAAAUUGCCCGUCGAAAAAUCGCUGUCGAAGUUGCAAUCAGCCGCAUCACACGCUAUUGCUAUCUCCGAAGUCGUUAUCAUUACCUUCGACAAGCUCGUCCCACCCCAGCGGAACUGCAGCUUACUCUCAACCACAAUUGAACGCAGCACCAAACUACGUGAAUGUGCAGCCGUAUCCUAUCGGAGCUGCAACCCAUGCGCACGCUCAAUCAGAUGCAAGAGGAGGAUCACAAGUCAUCCUAGCCACAGCAAUGGUGCAAGUUCAGGACUCAGUUGGCUCCUUCAGACUCGGGAGAGCGCUUCUCGACUCCUGCUCUCAGGUCAACUUUAUAACCGAGGCUUUUGCUCAAAAACUCAGGUUGCCGAGGGACAAGCAUAGUGUUCAAAUUCGCAGUAUCGGCGACUCGAACACGCACAUCAAACACCGUACAUCAACAACAAUCAAAUCUCGUCUUUCGCCUUUCGAAUUGCCUCUCGAUCUCUGCAUAACGCCUAACAUUGCAUAUCAACCGGAUACCCAAAUUGACAUCUCGAACUGGAACCUUCCACCCAACACGCCGUUAGCGGACGAACAAUUUCAUCUUUCCCGAAACGUCGACAUGCUGCUAGGUGCAGAGGCAUUCUACGAUAUUCUAGCAGUGGGCCAAGUCAAGCUAGGCUCCAAUUUGCCGACUCUCCAAAAGACACUAUUCGGUUGGGUAGUAGCGGGAAGCCAUCGCCCAAAACAAUCAAAGGAGUCCUACGCAUAUCUGGCUCAAAGCUCUGCACCCAUUGAUGCAAAUCUUAAGCGUCUGUGGGAGGUCGAAACAAUCAGCACCUCGGCUGAACGACUUAAGCCAGAACAUCAGUUAUGUGAGACACACUUCAAGCAGUCAACUCGCUUAGAAGCAAACGGAAGGAUCGUCGUUAAGUUACCAUUGAAGGAUGCCCUACUCAGCUUGGCAAUUCGGUUGACAUUGCUCGUCGAAGAUUUCUCAACGUCGAACGGCGACUUGUACGUUCACCGGAAGUCUACGCUCAAUAUAGGACGUUCAUGA
This is a messenger RNA of Drosophila ficusphila, 2142 nucleotides long. RefSeq lists its product as uncharacterized. NCBI's taxonomy places the organism in Eukaryota, Metazoa, Arthropoda, Insecta, Diptera, Drosophilidae. The record is from RefSeq and is a predicted model, not a curated record. Bases 1 to 2142 code for a protein of 713 amino acids. Gene Ontology annotation, molecular function: zinc ion binding; nucleic acid binding. The transcript has a single exon.